Messenger RNA from Paramisgurnus dabryanus, 1008 nucleotides. The record is from RefSeq and is a predicted model, not a curated record. NCBI's taxonomy places the organism in Eukaryota, Metazoa, Chordata, Actinopteri, Cypriniformes, Cobitidae.
AUGCUUCUGCCAAGUGUGAACGUCACUCUGAUUCUUACCAGUUAUGGACCUCCUGGUGCGCUUAUUUAUGGAGUUUUCAUAAUCUCUCUUGUAGUCUAUCUCACAACAGUUUUUGCAAACAUAACAUUGAUGCUGGUGAUCUACUUGGACACAACUCUCCAUAAGCCUGUGUAUAUAUUUUUAUUCAACCUGGCUAUCAAUGGAUUAAUCGGAUCCUCUGCUGUACUUCCCAAAAUAAUGUCAAAUCUGUUUGCUGAUGUGAAAGUUUUGGAGUAUGUGGAGUGUAUUCUGCAAGUGUUUUUUGUUAAUGUUUAUGGGACCUGUGCUUAUGCAAUAUUAACAGUUAUGGCAUAUGAUAGAUAUGUUGCAAUUUGCAGUCCUUUACAGUAUCAUAAUAUUAUGACAACGGCUAAAGUUAAACUUUUGCUUUUAAUUGUGUAUUGUGUUCCCAUCUGCUCUCUAGCUGUACAGACGUACCUUACAUCAAGACUGCCUUUGUGCAGGCAUAUAAUUAACAAAUUGUUUUGUGACAACUUGGCAGUAGUUAAUCUUUCAUGUGUUAAAAAUACCGUAGGGGACAUAUAUGGCAUAUGUCUGGUGUUUGUUUUUGUAGUUUUACCUCUAAUCUUUGUCAUCUUAUCAUAUGUCAAAAUAAUGUGUGUCUCUUUGAAAGCCUCAGAAAGUACGCAGAAGAAAGCUUUAAAAACUUGCACCCCUCACUUAAUAACUUUUAUAAAUUUUUCAUCAGCCACUCUCUUUUCUGUUAUAUACAAUCGGUUAAAUUUCUAUCUUUCAAAAGAAGUUAAUGUUUUUAUUUCAGUUCAUUUUAUCCUUAUCCCUCCACUUCUUCAUCCACUUAUUUAUGGGAUCAGAACAAAAGAGAUCAGCAAUAGUCUCACAAAAUUUUUAAGAAGAAAAAUAUUUGCUAUUGAUUUCAACCCAUGGACUGAACAUAAGAACUGUUGUAAUGACUCAGGGUUUAUUUGUAGUAAAAAGGGGUUGGUAUGA